Silurus meridionalis is the source of this 3386-nucleotide messenger RNA. Its product is annotated as voltage-dependent calcium channel gamma-2 subunit-like. Bases 1562 to 2533 code for a protein of 323 amino acids. The transcript is spliced from 4 exons. Lineage: Eukaryota; Metazoa; Chordata; Actinopteri; Siluriformes; Siluridae. Gene Ontology annotation, molecular function: channel regulator activity; voltage-gated calcium channel activity. The record is from RefSeq and is a predicted model, not a curated record. Gene Ontology annotation, cellular component: AMPA glutamate receptor complex; postsynaptic density membrane; voltage-gated calcium channel complex. Gene Ontology annotation, biological process: neurotransmitter receptor internalization; calcium ion transmembrane transport; postsynaptic neurotransmitter receptor diffusion trapping.
GAGGGCCGGCUCUCCGGUUCCGUUCACGCCUCCUCUGCGCUCCGGUUCCUCUGCGCUCCGGUUCCUCUGCGCUCCGCAACACGUCGUCUUCUUGUUUUUCCAUCACUGGACUCUUUUUUUUCUUUCCUCCGGCCUCCACCUUCCUGUUCUUCCUCCUCUUCCUCCUCCUCCUUCUCCUUCUACUCCUCCUCCCCGUUCCUUUCUUUUUUUUCCUCCUCGGUACAUGGCGCAGAGGAGUCGUGCGAGCCGGUCGCCUCGUGUCCGUCCAUCACCGGGCGUCGCGGAUUUGGACGUGACCGCGAGAGAGGGGAAAAAUUGUCGGUAAGACCGGUACCGUACCGGGUCAGGCUGCCGGUCAGGAGGGGAGGAAGAGACGAGCUGCGCCGAACCUAAUAUCUGUCCAUCUCUCUUUACAUCCUUCCAUCAAUCACAUCCUUCCAUCCAUCCACCCACAGUGCAUCUCUCUCUCUCUCUCUCUCUCUCUCUCUCUCUAUCUUCAACUAUCUAUAUAUCUAUCUCUCUAUCCAUCUCUCUCUCUCUUUCCCUCCCUCUCUCCCCCCGUCCAUGUCGCGCGAUGCCGCACGCGGAUGCCGUUCUCGCUUUCGGAGGACAUUUUCGGAACGCUAGGAGCCACCUAUGGAAACUGGGGAUCGAAAUUUUAGAAAGAAAAGAAAGAGGACAUCAGACGGGUCUUCCUUUGAUUUUAUUUCAUUUCAUCUCCCACCCUUUCCAUCUGACUGUUGAUUGAUUGAUUAAUUGGUUGAUUGAUCGAUCGAUUGAUUGGACCGGAUCGAUUCCCCUUUUCCCUUUGUGCGUUUGAUUUCUUUUCUUUAAAUUUUUUGCUCUUUUUUUCAUUACAUCCUUCCUGCUUUUUUUCCUUUUCUCCUUUUUUUUAAAAUACAGGGUGCUUCGUUAUUAAAGGAGCAAUUUGUUGGUGUGUGUGUGUGUGUGUGUGUGAAGAUGUGUAAAAGGUGUAUUAGGUUCAUAUCUGCUGCUGCUCUGGAAGCUCCACAUGUAUGAUACAUUGCAUAUAUAUGAAUAGAGAGAGAUAGAAAGAAAGAAAGAGAGAGAGAGAGAAAGAGAGAGAGAGCAAAGCAUCCCUCGGUGAUUAGAAGCGUUUCUCCUCCACCCCCAUCUCACGCCGACGUUUCAUCCCGGAGCGGCGAGUAUGACACGAGCUCAGAAAGCCGCACACGUACAGCCGCGUUAGUCGGUCGUGCUCGUCACGUGCAGGAUCGUCCUCAAGGUCCUGCGAGCGAAAAGUACACGUGUAUCGUGUUAGAAUUCAGGUUGCAGAAUCUGCUGCUUCUCUCGCUGGUCCUGUUGCAUUAAAGGAGCACAGCACCAGGCGCCAGCCGAAGAGGCUUGUCCCAAAUUUUCCUUCCUAAUCAGUAAUCGUCCAAACGCAACCAUAAGGUUCCCGGUGCGUCCGCCUCCUUCCCCCUCCUUCCGCUCCAACCUGUCCCGGUUUUUCCAAUCGGUCCGCUCCCCUCCGUUCUCCAAUAUUUAUUUCCUGUACGUGAAGAGGAAAGGGGGUCCCCCCGUCGUGCAAUGCAGCAGCAUGGGCACGUUUGACCGCGGCGUGCAGAUGCUGCUGAGCACAGUGGGCGCGUUCGCCGCGUUCAGCCUCAUGACCAUCGCCGUGGGCACCGACUACUGGCUGUACUCGCGCGGCGUCUGCAAGAUCAAGACCACCAACGAGAACGAGACCAGUAAAAAGAAUGAGGAAGUCAUGACCCACUCGGGCCUGUGGAGGACGUGCUGCUUGGAGGGGACCUUCAAAGGACUGUGCAAGCAGAUCGAUCACUUCCCGGAAGACGCCGAUUACAAAGCGGACGCCUCCGAGUACUUCUUACGUGCCGUUAGAGCAUCCAGCAUCUUCCCUAUCCUCAGCGUGAUCCUGCUCUUCAUGGGAGGCCUGUGUAUAGCUGCCAGCGAGUUCUACAAGGCUCGCCACAACAUCAUCCUCAGCGCCGGGAUCCUCUUCGUCUCGGCAGGUCUCAGUAACAUCAUCGGCAUGAUUGUGUACAUAUCGGCGAAUGCAGGAGACCCGACCAAGAGCGACUCAAAGAAGAACAGCUACUCGUACGGCUGGAGCUUCUACUUCGGUGCGCUGUCCUUUAUCAUGGCCGAGAUGGUGGGAGUCCUGGCCGUUCACAUGUUCAUCGACCGGCACCGGGAGCUGAGAUCGGGCGUGAGGGCAGCCGAUUACCUGCACGGUUCAGCCAUUACACGAAUCCCCAGCUAUCGUUACCGCUACCGGCGCCGCUCGCGUUCGAAUUCCCAGUCACGCUCGUCGUCGCGCUCAACAGAGCGCUCGCAGUCACGUGAAGCCUCCCCGGUCGGCCUGAAAGGCUUCGGCACGUUGCCCUCGACCGAGAUCUCCAUGUACGCGCUAAAGGGAGGCCAUGGAACCCCCACGGCCACCUACAACUCGGACAGGGAAUUCCUCCAGGUCCACAACUGCAUCCAGAAGGACCUGAAGGACUCGGCUCACGGGAACUCAGCCAACCGACGCACCACACCAGUAUGAGCAACCCCUUCCCAUCCCUGCUCAAAUACAAACGCCACAACUGGGAAGAGAAUCGUAUCAGCUCUAAAGUUCAUGUACCGUGAGUUCUCAUUAAUAGGACGUGUUUUGCUCCUGUUCUUUUUCCUCACGGUCACUUUGCAUGGUUUUUUUCAUGUUUUUUUAUGUUAGCUGUGAAGUUAUGUGCGUUACUUGGCACUCUGGCCCUGAAUUGGAUUACGGUUCCCCUAACAUGCCCAUGUCGAAAUUUCAUGGAGGAAAUCGCUCCAAUUACGCAAAUUAGUUUUUAUUUUGAUAGCGGUUUGCGAAAUCGCUAGCUGCACUGUAACACCAUUUAGUUUUCCGGCUAUCGGAUUUUAGAAGCCGCUUUUGUUUAAAAUUAGGUCCUUUUUCUUUACACUUUUAAGUAAAGCAGCUUCAUCCGCCAUUUUUCUGGAAAAUAUUCCUGAUCUGGAGAUCGUUCCCAUGGCUUUUGUAAAAAAAAAACAAAAAGGGCGUGUCGAAGUUCGGCACUGAAACAAGGCCCAGGGCAAAAAAAACAAAAACAACAAAGCGCUUGUACUUUCUUUUACGUAUUAAUUCGAAUCAUUUCCGAUCGUUUGAUUUGUUUCUUAUUUAAUUUUUACAUAAAAAAACUGUGAAAUGCCGCAGUAGGGAUUUCAGUAAGGAAAUAGCCCAGACUGCAAACAAAGCUAUACAUUAUAUACGUAUAUAAUGUAUUAAUUUUCUAACUUAUAUAAAAGACUUUUCUGAAGUGCAAAAAAAAAAAAACCAUGGACAAAACCACACACACACACACACACACACACACACACACACACACACAAGAAUGAUAAGAAACCGAGUGACGAACAGG